UUCUCUUUUCUCACACAAAAUGCAAACCGUUCAUCGUUGUUGAAAAGUUGGAUCUCCAAAUACACAGUAAUGCGGCGAUGUGUUCCCACUCAUAAUUCUUCACCCGUAGCUUUUACGUUUUCAUCUCCUUGCAGACAUCCGAUCCAUCCGCCCGUUUCACCGCUCCCAGGAAAGAGGGCGGGGAGGUUUUUGUUUUCUUUUGAGAAAUUGUAAGUCAUGGACAAGGGUAAGUACUCUGAGGAGUUGAAUGUGGCGGUUCGGGUGGUACAUAUGGCUUGUUUUCUCUGUCAAAAGGUGCAGAAGGGUUUAGCUUUUUCCAUUUCCGAUGAUGUGGUUCAGUCCAAGGACGACGAUUCCCCUGUAACCGUCGCAGAUUGGAGUGUCCAAGCAACAGUGAGUUGGAUGCUGUCUGAAAAUUUUGGUGGUGAAAAUGUGUCUAUAGUUGCUGAAGAGGAUGUUCAAACUCUUUCAAAGUCUGAAUCAGCUGGGAUACUGGAUAAAGUCAUCAGCACAGUGAAUGAAUGCUUGGCUGAAGCACCUAGGUAUGGCUUAAAGGGUCCCAGUGUAGCUCUGGAACGAUCACAAGUUCUUGAAGCUAUUAGCAGAUGCAAUUCGAGUGGUGGUCCUGUUGGCAGGCAUUGGGUGCUGGACCCUGUUGAUGGGACACUGGGGUUUGUGCGUCGGGAUCAAUAUGCUGUUGCUUUAGCACUGGUUGAUAAUGGAGAAGUUGUUGUUGGAGUGCUAGGAUGUCCUAAUUAUCCAAUGAAGGAGCAGUUUAAUAACCAAAAUCAGCAGAAUCAUACAAUGCCGGACAUAUACUGGACCUCCACGGGAAAGCAUGAGGAAGGAUGUGUCAUGUACACAAGUCGAGGUUGUGGCCGUGCUUGGAUGCAGCCACUGGUUGACACUGACAAGAAGUUUGAAUGGCCAAACUUUGCAAGAGAAAUACGGGUUUCUUCUAUUGAUGAUCCAGAACUGGCGACUAUUUGUGAGCCAGUAGAGAGAGCUAAUACAGACCAUUCCUUCACAGCUGGACUUGCUUCUUCUGUUGGGCUCAGGAAGCAGCCCUUGCGCGUCUAUAGCAUGGUGAAGUAUGCUGCCAUAGCCUGUGGAAAUGCAGAGAUUUUUAUGAAAUUUGCAAGAGCUGGAUAUAAGGAAAAGAUAUGGGAUCAUGCUGCCGGUGUUCUUCUUGUAGAGGAGGCCGGGGGUGUGGUAACCGAUGCAGGAGGACGCCCGCUUGACUUUUCAAGGGGGGUAUACCUUGAAGGUCUUGACAGGGGAAUAGUAGCUUGCUCCGGAGUGAAGCUGCAUGACGCGAUUAUUGGAGCUGUUUAUGCAAGCUGGGAAUCAUCUAAUCUAUAACCCAUUCUCUGCUCCAAUAUCAUGGCAGUGGCGCAACGCCAUCGCAGUGCUUGCAGCUCGGUAAGUGAUUUCGAUAACUUGAACAUUUCCCCGUAAACAUCUCCCACACUUUCACUGCUGAUGAGUCAUGACUAUUCUACUGCCUCAAUAAAACUGCUUGCUUUGAAAAGCAUAGUUGAAGUUCACCAAAAUGUAGUUGAUUGCAGAGAUGAACACUGUUCUGAAUCAGCGGCUAUACUCCCCCUUGUUUGAAGAAGAGAAAAUGGAAGAGAGACUGUAAAUUUUCAAGACAAUAAAAAUUUGAAAGAACCAGACCCAAUGUUGGGGGCUGGCUGUUCUAUAAUAUAUUUAAUGGUUUAACAUUAAACUUUUUGAACUUUGAUGCUAUGUUAGCAGAAGUCAAUGAGAUCCAGCACAUACUUUGAAGUGUUC
Messenger RNA from Ipomoea triloba (trilobed morning glory), 1794 nucleotides. RefSeq names its product PAP-specific phosphatase HAL2-like. Lineage: Eukaryota; Viridiplantae; Streptophyta; Magnoliopsida; Solanales; Convolvulaceae. Gene Ontology annotation, biological process: sulfate assimilation; phosphatidylinositol phosphate biosynthetic process. The record is from RefSeq and is a predicted model, not a curated record. The transcript is spliced from 3 exons. The coding region runs from base 217 to 1362 and encodes 381 amino acids. Gene Ontology annotation, molecular function: 3'(2'),5'-bisphosphate nucleotidase activity.